Lagopus leucura (white-tailed ptarmigan) is the source of this 1151-nucleotide messenger RNA. Its product is annotated as transcription factor SOX-17-like. Lineage: Eukaryota; Metazoa; Chordata; Aves; Galliformes; Phasianidae. The transcript has 2 exons. Gene Ontology annotation, molecular function: RNA polymerase II cis-regulatory region sequence-specific DNA binding; DNA-binding transcription activator activity, RNA polymerase II-specific. The annotation marks the transcript as partial. The record is from RefSeq and is a predicted model, not a curated record. Gene Ontology annotation, biological process: positive regulation of transcription by RNA polymerase II; vasculogenesis; heart development.
AUGAGCAGCCCCGAUGCGGGCUACGCCAGCAGCGAGGAGCAGGCGCAGGGCCGGGGCGCGCUGCCCGCCAUGAUGCCGGCCCUGGGCCCGUGCCCCUGGGCGGAGGCGCUGAGCCCGCCGGGCGAGGCCAAGGCGAAGGGCGAGGCGGGCACGACGGGCGGGCGCGGCAAGGGCGAGGCGCGGAUCCGGCGCCCCAUGAACGCCUUCAUGGUGUGGGCGAAGGACGAGCGCAAGCGGCUGGCGCAGCAGAACCCGGACCUGCACAACGCCGAGCUCAGCAAGAUGCUGGGUAAAUCGUGGAAGGCGCUGUCGCUGGCGGAGAAGCGGCCGUUCGUGGAGGAGGCGGAGCGUCUGCGGGUGCAGCACAUGCAGGACCAUCCCAACUACAAGUACCGGCCGCGGCGGCGGAAGCAGGUGAAGCGCCUGAAGCGUGCGGAGAGCGGCUUCCCGCAGCACGGCGCGGCCGAGGCGGCGCCGCCGGCGUUGGGCUCCGACGGAGGCGGCAUCGGGACAUGCGCCGAGAGCCUGGCGCUGCCCUACGCGGAGCGCGGCUACGCGGCGGGGCCGGGGCGCUAUCGGGACUGCCCGCCGCUGGGCGCCGCCUUCGACGGCUUCGGGCUUCCCACGCCGGACCCGUCCCCGCUGGACGCGGCGCACGGCGAGGCGCCGUUCUUCGCGCCGGGGCCGCACGACGAGUGCGCGCCAGGGCCCUACGUCGGCUACGGCCCGGCGGCGGCUGCGGCGGGAGACUUCUCGGCGGUGGGAGCGGGCGAGAGCCCCGCGGGGGCGGCGCUGCGGCGGCACCACCAGCAUCAGCACCCGCACCCCGCUGCCGGCGAGCUGGGGCCGGGCGGCCCGCUGCAGGGGCUGCUGGGCUGCCCGGCGCCGCCGCACUACUACGGGCAGCUGUGCCCGGGCCGCGGCCCACCCGCUCCCGUGCCCGUGCCCGUGGCGCUGGGCGCGCAGCCGUCCCCGCCGCCCGAAGCCGCGGCGUGCCGGGAGUCGCUGGAGCACUUGCCGCAGGAGGAGCUGCUGGGCGAGGUGGACCGCAGCGAGUUCGAGCAGUACCUGCGCUUCGCCUGCAAGGCCGAGCUGGGGCCGCCCUUCGCGGGCCACGACGUGGCCGGGCUGGCGUCGCCCGAGGCCGCGGG